GGAGAUUCAGUGACACACACGGCGCCAUGAUGUCACUGGCAACCUAUGCCAAGUAUGUCGCCAGUGAAGGGUUGACCGAUGAUUCACCGUUGGCCGUGUACGAUUCCGAGUUUGGAGAAGACAAUUCACCCAUGCACGAGCUAUUGGCCGAUUAUACGGUUCCUCCGUGCUUUAGUGAUGACUUGUUUGGCUUGGCAGUGGAGGAGGAUGAUGAUGAUGAGGACGACGACGAUUAUAAUCAUGCAAACUCUCGUCCACCAUGGAGAUGGAUCCUGGCCGGUCCGCCACGCAGUGGGACAGGGUUGCAUAUUGAUCCUCUUUGGACCAAUGCCUGGGUGACGCUGUUGCAGGGACUGAAGCGUUGGAUAUUGAUUCCUCCCCACGUGGAGCUCCCCAAAGGUGCUGGAUUGCGAGAACCGCAAGUUCCCUCAGUGAUUUGGUUUCGUGACUAUUAUGACAAGGUCCAGCAGCUGGAAGGGGUGGUAGAGAUUCUGCAAAAUCCCGGAGAAACUGUGUUUGUCCCCAAUGGUUGGCCACAUCUCGUGCUGAAUUUGGAACAAACGGUGGCCGUCACACACAACUACGCGUCUGAAUUUGGACCCUUUGAACGCAUGUGGGAUGAGACGGUACAAAAUGAACCAGAGUUUGCCCAUCGUUGGUACAAAGGCCUUUGUCGGCAUCGGCCAGAUCUUGCCAGUCGAAUCCAAAGGAACAACAAUAGCAGUGAGGCCUGACUGACUGAUUCUUUCUCUUGGCUGGAUGCGGAUGUGAUAGAUUAGGAAACUGUUGUCAAGCCUGUGGAGUAAUCAAUCCAGGCACCCGUGUACCAUGCCUGGAUGCUGCUCCGUUUGUGUGCUACCGGUACCGUCAGUCCGGGAAUGGGGUGCCGUGCCGCAAUCGAUCUUGAGUUUCAACAACCUACUCAUAUGCUGCUACAAUGGAAGGGUGGAAAGGUGAUCAGCUCUUGUCUGGGUAUGUUUGCUACUUUAACGGUAGGCACGUCGAAGCUCCUCUCGCAAAACUAAAUGGUACAUCAACCCCCUUUUCACAGCGGUACCAAAAGACAAUAAAAGUAUUCUUCAACAAAAGAGCAUGCUACUUCUUUAAUUCUGUGU
Molecule: messenger RNA, 1115 nt
Organism: Seminavis robusta
Lineage: Eukaryota; Bacillariophyta; Bacillariophyceae; Naviculales; Naviculaceae
Source: the annotation of a GenBank genome assembly